ACAAAGAACAUUAAACAUGUAAGUAAUUUCCUUUGAACGUUAAAAGAGUUAUUUCGUUGAACAUGGACGUGAAUAAACAUUGAAUUUUUGGGGUUAUGGGAUUCGACCCCUAUACGUUGAACGCCAUGUUCAACGAAAUGACUAUUACGAACGUUUAACGUUCAAGGGGAAUUACUGACAUGUUCAAUAUUCUUUGUUCUUUGAAUAUUUAGUGUUCUCUCCAUUCAACCUAACCCUAUAUAUAUAAAUCAUAUAUAACCAUUAAUCAUAGAAUGUAAAACCCCGUAGUAAGUUAACUAAUCUAAUUGGUUCUCAAAAAAAAGAAAAAAAAGUUAACUAAACUAAUUAACUGUGGUUUGGAGAAUCUAUUGUCAUAAUUCUUUAGCUCUCAAUCUUUGAAUUGUAAUGUAUUAACUCAUAAUUAAAUAGCCAAAUUGAACCUAGUGUCUUUAAAUAACCUUCGUUCCUAGCUAGAGUAUAGUAUAUAUGUAGACUGCAGGUUUGUGAUAGCUAUUAAUUAUUUUACAGGUGAAGAAUAUAUACUCAACCGGAGACAGGGGAUGGCCAAGUCUUUUCCGACCGUGAACGGUGGCGACGGAGCUUUCAAUUACGCCCAAAACUCCCAGUUUCAGAAAGAAAGUAUGAGUUCCGUGAAGGCGAUGAUCGAGGAGGCAAUCAUUGAAAAACUGGAGGUAGAUAUGUCGAGCGCAGUUAGCCUCGUAGAUUUGGGGUGUGCCGUGGGGCCAAACACAUUCCUCACGGCACAGCACAUGAUAGAGGCACUAGAAAAAAAAACAAGUGGCCUCGAAUUCGAGGUUUUCUUCAACGAUCAUGCCUCCAAUGACUUCAACAAGCUGUUGGCCUCCCUCCCACCGCCACCGCUCCGCCGAUACCACGCCGCCGCAGUGCCAGGAUCGUUCCACGGCCGCCUUUUCUCCCGCGCGCGCAUCACUUUGGCGCAUUCUUGUUUUGCCGUGCAUUAUCUUUCCAAGGUGCCGGAGGAGGUCACCCACAGCAACGAGGGCCGAAUCCACUACACGGGCGCCGGCGCGUCCCCGCACGUGCUGAAGGGGUAUUUGGAUCAGUUCGAGAGGGAUAUGAGAACCUUUCUGACCGCCAGAGCAGAGGAGAUUGUGAAAGGAGGGCUAAUGUUUCUCAUCAUACCUGGAAUUGGCGACGGCCUCGCACACUCACACAGUUGUUACGCUACACUGUUUAAUCUUAUUGAAUCCAGCGUAUUAGAUCUAGCUAAUGAGGGAGUUGUGGGUAAAGAUGAAAUCGACGGGUUCAACUUGCCCUUAUAUUUCCCACGUGUGGGGGAGGUGAGGGAGGUGAUAAAGGAGAAUGGGAGUUUCAGCAUGGAGAGAGGUGAGUUGACGAACUCGAGGUCGAAUGUUAGUGCACGUGCCAUGAUAAAUCACGUGAGAGCUGGUCUGGAAGGAAUGUUUACGCGACACUUUGGUGAAUCUGUGAUGGAGAAAGUGUUCGCAAAGGCUUUAGCAAAAGCCGAUGAAGCUUCGGAGGAGGUGGAGGCGUCCCUCCGCGACUCAUCUCAACUGUUUUACGUCUUGAAACGUAAAUAAGUAAUAUUCACAUUACAUGGAAUUACUGGUGGAAGUGGAACCCCUUGCAUAGUUGUACAUAUAAAAACAGUUUUUCUAAUAAAUUCUCAUGUUGGAUCCA
Molecule: messenger RNA, 1683 nt
Organism: Salvia miltiorrhiza (redroot sage)
Lineage: Eukaryota; Viridiplantae; Streptophyta; Magnoliopsida; Lamiales; Lamiaceae
Product: loganic acid O-methyltransferase-like
Exons: 3
Coding region: 561-1583 (340 amino acids)
Biological process (GO): methylation
Molecular function (GO): S-adenosylmethionine-dependent methyltransferase activity
Source: RefSeq, a predicted model, not a curated record